AUGCCUCCUAAAAAACAGCCAGAGAAAGGUGCGAAAUCGGGUGGAAAUAAUAAAAGUGGCGGGAAAUCUGGAGGCGAUACAAAAGAACCGGCUACAAAAGAGAAAAAAGGUGGGACAGCUGUCAAAGUACGUCAUAUUUUGUGUGAAAAACAAUCCAAAUGCUUAGAAGCAUUGGAGAAAUUAAAAGCCGGACAAAAAUUUCCCGAUGUAGCUGCAGCAUAUAGUGAAGAUAAAGCACGACAGGGGGGUGAUCUGGGUUGGAUGACUCGCGGUUCUAUGGUUGGCCCCUUUCAAGAUGCAGCAUUUGCUUUACCAAUAUCAUCGGUCACCAACCCCAUAUACACAGAUCCUCCCGUAAAAACGAAGUUUGGAUAUCAUAUUAUUAUGGUUGAAGGAAAAAAA
This is a messenger RNA of Iphiclides podalirius (scarce swallowtail), 402 nucleotides long. The record is from the annotation of a GenBank genome assembly. Lineage: Eukaryota; Metazoa; Arthropoda; Insecta; Lepidoptera; Papilionidae.